AUGCGAAAGACUGUUGCUGUCAUUAGCAUUAUGUCAAAUCACACAAAUUCUCCUCGUCGUUUAAACGAUUUUGAUGGCGCUGAUAGCUCGGAUGCUGAAAAUGAGAAAGAAGCGGAUACAAUCCGUGGUUCAGAUGAAGAUACUGCAGAUGCUAGUGAAACAGAAGAGAAGCCAAAAACCAUUAACAACACUUUGACACCCACUACCGGACAAAGAACAGAAAUGAAAGAGCAGAUGUACCAGGACAAGUUAGCACACAUCAAGAAACAGAUUGACAUGCUACAGGAGGGCUCCCUGCCGGAGUUUCUGAAGAGAACCAAGAAAAUUGAGCUCCAGUACAGGGAGAGGCUUCGGCAAAAUGAGAUCAAUAAAACAGUGGAGGUUGACAGAGCAGACAGGAACUUUGAAACUGAUUGUAAUAAUGCCCAGAAAGAAUUUGAGAAAGAUCGAGAGGCAAUGAAGGAGCGCUUGCUUGAGCAUUAUAAGGAGAAAAAGGUGGACAUGAAGGAGAGUUUACUGUCAGACUUGAAAGAGAAGCGCAGCAUCAUUGAAUCAGAGAGGCACACUUUUGACUUGAAUGGAGCUGACUUCAUGGAGGUUAAACCAACUGUAACCCGUAAACUCAGAAGGAGGCCAAAUGACCCCGUACCUGUUCCAGAAAAACGGCGGAAACCUGCACCUGAUAUCCUUUUUUUUUCUGUCAGUCUUUUAUUGGAUGAUGAAAUAAUUAUGGAUGACCUGCGGGUCAUGCUUAAGGUCAGCGGAAAGCCCAUCGCCAGAAAACAGGUGAUUUCACAGCAGAGCCCUGUGGUUGAUAACAAUUCUGAGGUCCGGAUUGAAGAUGGCAGAUUGUGGUAUGACAAGAAAUGGUUCCAGAGAAAUUCCAUGGUACAAGUAGACAGUAAAGAGGGAGGACCACGUAUAUAUGGAACAAUAACAAGCAUAGGCAACCAGGAGAUCUGGAUCAAACGAAACAGCGACAGCUCCAAACUGAGGAUUUAUUUAUCACAGUUCCAUAAAGGCAAAUAUAUCAUGAAGAAGAGGAGCACAUAG
Candidula unifasciata is the source of this 1053-nucleotide messenger RNA. Lineage: Eukaryota; Metazoa; Mollusca; Gastropoda; Stylommatophora; Geomitridae. The record is from the annotation of a GenBank genome assembly.